CUGAUGCCAUGGGGAUGCAACUGAAGUACAAUAAUUUUCUGAGGUUUUUUUUUAGAAAUGCGCCAUCUAGUGACGGAUGCCCCGUAACUUGGGUAUUUGUACUUCGUUUUAGUCACUAGAUGUCACUGCACCUUAGACCGAUAUUUCAUCGAUUUAAUAACAAAUCUAAAAAAAGUUUUGUGAUUAGAAAUAUUAACAAAUAUUGUAAUUAAAUAAUUUUAUGAUUUAUUUUUAAUUCUUUUUUAUCUAUGAGGACGUCUUAGUUAAUCACAAUAAUCACACUACUUGAAACCACUUGAAACACUGACGAUUGACAUUGACAGUCGACCAUACUUUUAAAUUAAACCGUUUUCCGUUUUCUAACGUGUUGGUUUAUUCUGAGUGUUAUUUUCUGGUUUUUUUAUUACGAUUGUUGCGUGUUCCUGGACUCUGAUACUGACUGCUUCUGUGAUUGACCUGGCUUCGUAUUUUGGACCUGUGAUCUACUGCAUUUUCAUUGACCCGGCUUUGUAUUUUGGAACCUCGAUCGACUGCUUUUACAUUGACCCGGCACCGUAUUUAGGACUAGAAAAUGCGUCCAGUGGAUCGUCUUAGGGGCGGAAUGCCAUCAACGUCAAGAUAUAAGUGCUACUUUGAUUGUGACAAUGACGGCCCAUUGCACCGAUUUCCUAAACCUGAAUACCCACAUUUGGAAAAGUUUAACUCGUGGAAAAAAGUACUAGAUAAAGCUUUACAAGAGAAAGGCGACAUCUACAUUUAUAACCAAAUUCGAUUUUGCGACAGACAUUUUGAAGAGUGUUACCGUUCAGCCAGUCACCGACUUACUCCAAAUGCAAUACCAACUCUAGAUUUAUCUACAUUACCAGUUGGUCAAACUCUUGAAGGUCCAUCGGGACAUGUCGAGGCAGACAUGUCGAAUUUAUUAAACAUUUCGCAAGAUAAACUUGCUGUCAUUGAGCCAUCCAGCUCUACCCACUAUCAUAGUGAUGUACAGAAUGCAUUACAGACAGCUGAACGCCCUAAAGGUUCUAGGAAAAGAGGGACUUGUCAAUAUUUAAAACGAGUCGUCACCUCCAAAGAGAAGGAGAUAAUAAAGUUAAAACAGAAAGUAUUGAAGCUGAAAAAGAAAUAUAAGGAACAAAAUAACAAGAAACUCUCUGCAAGGAAAAUUUCCACAUCAAAAUCAUUUUGAAAGAGUUAAAUAAAAUGCCUGCAACAAUAAAAAUAUUUACUUCCCUCCAAAUGAAAUGGAAAAAGAAACCACGAGGCAGGCGAUUUACAUUUAACGAAAAAAUCAUGGCAUUGACCAUUUACAAACAGAGUCAGAAAGCUUACAACCUCAUGCGAAAAAUGUUUGUCUUGCCAUCAAAGCGCAGCCUACAAAAAAUGUUGAGUAAAUUUGAACUGAAACCAGGCUUCAAUCCUGAUAUAUUUAAAAAUUUAAAAGCUACAGUAGCAAAAUUGCCGGCA
Helicoverpa armigera (cotton bollworm) is the source of this 1470-nucleotide messenger RNA. RefSeq lists its product as uncharacterized. The record is from RefSeq and is a predicted model, not a curated record. Bases 572 to 1192 code for a protein of 206 amino acids. The transcript has 4 exons. NCBI's taxonomy places the organism in Eukaryota, Metazoa, Arthropoda, Insecta, Lepidoptera, Noctuidae.